This is a messenger RNA of Macrobrachium nipponense, 2562 nucleotides long. RefSeq names its product kelch-like protein 30. Gene Ontology annotation, molecular function: protein binding. The coding region runs from base 115 to 1959 and encodes 614 amino acids. The transcript has 9 exons. Lineage: Eukaryota; Metazoa; Arthropoda; Malacostraca; Decapoda; Palaemonidae. The record is from RefSeq and is a predicted model, not a curated record.
UGUGGAUUCUUCAUGCAGAGUGUGUACCAAUGGAUAAAAGUCUCCUGAAGGAAAGAGUGGAAUAAGAGUUCUCGUUUCAAAAUUUUACUGUCCAUCAAGUGUUAUGAGCUGAAGAUGGUAGUUACCGCUUUGAGAAGUCUAUCCAGGUCUGAAGCCUUUAAAGUAUUAACCAUGGAAGGAGAAACUGAUGAAGUUAUUAUCUUGAAGGCGGAUGGAUACCAGUUCCCUUGUAACAAAAAAAAGCUGAUUGCAUCUAGUGACUAUUUCAGAGCCAUGUUUUCAAGUAACUUCAGUGAAAAAGACAAAGAAGUUAUAAUGCUAAAGGACAUUGAUGGUGAAUGUUUGAAAAUUCUAUUAGAAUAUGCUGAAACUGGUACUUAUAACAUUCCAAGUGAUUGUACUUUAGCUCUGCUCCACCCAAGUAGAAUGCAUUUUUUUCCAGCUCUGGUAGAGUACUUAAGUGAUCCUUCUUUGUUCACUGGACCAAAUGGAGAAUGGACUGUUUGGGAAGCCAUAAAUACCUGGAUUGAGGAAAAUGGAGAAGAAAGGGUCAUUCACAUCAAGGAGCUCCUGACAUGUUUAGAUUUUAAGUGUUUGAGUGCGGAUGAUAUUUCAAACAUGCUGUUUUACAAUGUGAUUUGUGAGAAUGAUGAAUUAGUACAAAUACUCGAAGGUAUCAGAAAAUACAAAAGAGAACAAGUGCCGCAGUGCAGUUAUUUGUCAGGGACUGAUGGUGGUCAAACCAUUAGUACUUUGGGGAAAUCUUCUGUCUCUUUAGAUAGUGACAAGACUUUAGACAUUGAAAAAUUGCAAGAAAGUGUGAAUUUAUUCUUGAAUUGUCUUACAAGAAAGUUGUCCGUUUACCCUAGUGUUGUUGGCUUUAAGCGUUUACUAUCUAACCAGAAAAAGAAAGCAAAAAAUAGUGAUGAUGAAGAUAAUAAUUGUACGUCAAUUUCCAAAGAGUACAAGGAUGUGAUGCCUGUUUUAUAUGUGUUUAACCCAAGUAAUGGCAAAAUACAUGAAGAAUUCCCAUUAACAAAAUUGUGUCAUGGCCCAGUGCUUUGUUCAGGAUUUCAAGUUUGUGCAGUAGGUCCAAGUGUGUAUAUACUUGGUGGUGAGUUCCUCUAUGGCCAUGGGAAUUGGAAUCAUUCCCUCUGGAGAUACAGCACUGCUACAAAGAAGUGGAUUGUUGAGGACUCGUUGCCUAAACCUCGACGUCAUCAUAUGAUGUGUUCAGUUAAUUCUAUUAUUUAUGUUUUGGGAGGUUUUGGUCGACAUAGAGUUGUGCAAAGUUCUGUCAUUGCAUAUGACACAGAAUCAGGGAAAUGGCUGCCUUGCCCUGAUAUGCCUCACUGUGUUAGCAAUGGAGCUGCAUGUGCUUUCAAAGGAAGAGUGAUGGUGUUCACCCAUGAGAUGCAACUGUUAACAUAUUAUCCUUCCACAAGAAAAUGGUCUGCAAUACCUUUACGAUCACCAACUAGACAUGGAUACCGGGCAGCCCUUGCUUGGAAAAAUCACAUAUAUUUGAUAGAUCAUUGUUCAACAAAAGUAUACAGGUAUUAUCCAGAAGGUCACAGUGUGGCAGAGUAUGGGUACUUCCUUGCUCCUCCUGUUAAUGUUUGUAUUGUUGAUGGCAAAAUUUAUAGUUUUAGCCAUGAUGACUUAGAUAAUCAUGUGAUUGAAGUACUAGAUAUUGAAGAUGAUUUGGGAAAUGUAGAUAAUACAGUGGCUGAUGGUGGUAUAAUUGAUAAACAUAAUUGUGAUAAUGGGGAAAGGGGAGAUAGAUGUGAUGCUAAUAUCGCGGUUUCAGAUUACUGUGAAAAAUCAAAAGUAACAAAGAAAGCCAUUGCUUCUAGAGAGGUAUGGAAAGAAGGCGAUGAUGGGCCUCAUAUUUUUACAACAAAGUGCCCUGCCGAUGUCACUUUUUCAUUAGGGUGUUUUCCACUUUUGAAAAUUUAGUACAUUAUAUGAUAUCUUAUAUUUUGAGUCUUUUAUUAUGUUCAUCAAAUGUAAAAGAAAUAAGCAGAUAAUGUGAUAUAUGUAGAUUAGAUGAGUUUUUCUUAUUACAUUGUAGCAUUUACAAUUUAAGUGUUCAUACAAACAAGGUGUGAUCCAACCUCCAGCUUACUCAAGAUGCAUCCAAGAUUUUCCCCUCAUGCACAAGUUGUAAACAUCAUACUAUUCCUAACUUAACGUAAAGUGGUCUUCGUAAUUAACUCAUACUAACAAUAAGGAUUACAUAAAAAGGACACAAAUUGAACACGUUCAUAUAUUCUCAGUUAAAAGUGGAAACAAAAUAAUUGAAGAACAGAAACAUAGCCUAAAUUCACUACACCAAAUAAAUUAAAACAUGCUAAAAUCUACAGUCAAAUAGAACCUUGUUUUACCAACAAAAAUUAAAAUAAAUGUUACAUUUUAUAGAUUAGAAAUAAUUUUUUGUACUGUUUAACAUGCACAUUAUAUAUUUUUUACAUUUUCAUUCUAAUAAAUAAAUUAUAAACAUCCUAUCCUAAAAUUUCUGUAUCUUUAAAUCCAUAUGCAAAAAACCUUUUUCAAACCUUA